Clupea harengus (Atlantic herring) is the source of this 6129-nucleotide messenger RNA. RefSeq names its product SKI-like proto-oncogene a (gene skila). Gene Ontology annotation, cellular component: cytoplasm; nucleus; transcription regulator complex. The record is from RefSeq and is a predicted model, not a curated record. Gene Ontology annotation, molecular function: RNA polymerase II cis-regulatory region sequence-specific DNA binding; SMAD binding; DNA-binding transcription factor activity, RNA polymerase II-specific. NCBI's taxonomy places the organism in Eukaryota, Metazoa, Chordata, Actinopteri, Clupeiformes, Clupeidae. Gene Ontology annotation, biological process: negative regulation of transcription by RNA polymerase II; negative regulation of BMP signaling pathway; negative regulation of transforming growth factor beta receptor signaling pathway.
UUCUGACUGCGUCUUGUUGACUGUCGGUCAGGCUGAGAGAAGAGUCGCACGGAGCCAGCUCUGGAAACGACAUAGAGAAAACCUACUGAAUUCUUUCAUCACCAUGUAUAUAUCUGGAUGCAAGAGGAUUUGUAUUUUUUGACAGAGAGAGUCCAAGACACCAAGUACAAAACAUUUCCAUUGUGAAAAGAACACCUCAAGUCCAACCAACUGAAUGAACCUGUGUUUGACCAUGGCCAGUACUCAGACGAGUUUGAACACCCCCUUUAAAGACCUGACCUCCCUAAAGGGGAACACGAAGCGGCUGUACAGGGAGCGGCAGGACUACGCGCCCAUCAAGAAGCGUGUGAUGGCUGAGAUGAACCUGAAGCGGCGCAGCCAGGAGAGCCUGCCCUGUGGGCCCAAGGUGAAGAACGAGCAUGUGGACAUGGAGCUCCUGGGGGCCGAGCUGGAUGCAGAGGGCAUGGAUAUCCACGGUGGUGGCGGUGUGGCCAAGGCUCUGGAUCUAAGCCCCGGCCUCAAGCACACGCUGGCCCAGUUUACCCUUAGCAGCCAGAGUUCACUAGGGGGCCCUGCCGCCUUCUCCGCCAAGACGGGCCAGGAAGCAUCCAGCACAGCUCACCUGAACCCCAUGCCCUCCCCGCCGAUCCUGGGUGGCGGGCCACUCCUGGUGCCCUGCGACAGCUCCACUGAGCUCACCCACUCGCUGCUGGAGGGCGAGUCCAUCUCCUGUUUCGCGGUGGGCGGGGAGAAGCGGUUGUGCUUGCCUCAGGUGCUAAACUCUGUGCUGCGUGACUUCUCGCUGCAGCAGAUCAACGCCGUGUGCGACGAGCUCUAUGUGUACUGCUCGCGCUGCGAUGCCGAGCAGCUGCACAUCCUCAAGGUGCUGGGCAUCCUACCCUUCAACGUGCCCUCCUGCGGCCUCAUCACCCUCACCGAUGCUCAGCGCCUCUGUAACGCCUUGCUGCGUCCCGGUACUGCCCUGCCCCCCGAGCUCGGUGCCAAGCUGUCUGCCCAAGGUCUGCUGAGGGAGAGCGGGGACGCCUUCCAGGUGGAGCACCAGUGCCUGGGCAAGUGCCAGGGCCUGUUUGUGCCGCAGUUCUACGUGGCGCCCAACGCGCCAUGCGUCCAGUGCGUGGAGUGCCAGCUGCUCUUCUCGCCGCAGAACUUCGUCAUGCACUCGCACAAGUCAUCGGACAAGCGCACGUGCCACUGGGGCUUCGACUCAGCCAAGUGGCCCUGCUACCUGCUGCUCGCCCGCAAGUACCUGGGCUCUGCUGACGAGCCGCGUCUCAAGCAGCUGCUGGAGCAGAUGAAGGAGAAGUUCCACUACCAACCCAAACUCCUUCUAGACAAAGCUGCGGAUGAAGAUAGCCAUAUGGUGGCCACCCCUAACCACUGCUCCUCCAAUGCUAAGCUUUCUGAUAACGAGCUCAUUAGAAAGGGGAAAGGCCACACUGGCACGGUGUUCAGCCAUCUGUUCCCUGACAUCAAAGAGGAGCCUGGACACGACACCACCAUCCACCCAAGUUACUACCUGUACCCAUACGAUAAGAUGCUGCCGCCCAAUGUGUCUCUGAGGAAUGAGGCGGAGGUCAGUCAGGAGGUGCUCGGGGCGCUGCUCAAACAGCACUACAGCCAUCACAGACAGGACACCCCACCCAUGGAUCUGCACUCCUCCCCGUCUGCCACAACCCCCUCAGACGAGGCCGAGUCCCAGCGCGCCGCCGAGCGGCAGGCUGUUCCGGCUGCCGCGGUUGCCGUGGCAACUGCCGGUAAGAACGCCCACGCGCAUACACUGGCGGCGGCGGACGUGGCAGCGGUGGGCAAGGAUGGCAGCGUCGCCGAGGACGACAAGGACCGCAUCGUGCUGGAGAUUGUGCAGAUGUACAGUCGGCAGCAGGAGAGGCUCAACGACACGCUGCACAAGCAGCUACAGCUGGAAAUGGAGCUCGAGGCUCUGCGGGGAGGCUCUGCGGCCCGUCUGCGGGAGCUGAGCGUAGAGCGCAGCGAGCUGCAGACAGAGCUGGAGGCGGUGCACACUGAGCAUGCCCAGAGGCUGGGCGAGGUGCGGCAGGAGCAGCGGGAGCUGGAGACGCGGCUAGAGCAGCUCCGGCAGCAGAGCUGCGCCUGCGAGCCCAACACACACGCACAGCAGGAGGCCCACUACACCGCGCAGCUGUCUAAGCUGCGUGCACGUCUGGAGCGGGCAGAGGCGGAACGCGUGGAGCUGCAGGAGGAGCUGCAGAGGGAGCGGGAGGCUCGGGAGCGCCUGGAGCUCACCAUCGCCCAACUCCAGCAGCAGAUGUCCCAUGCCACCACCACCACCACAGUCAGCCCCAGCCACACUCCCCGUCCCUUAAACACCCCCACCCCCACAGAGGCCUCCCCUGCCCCAUCACAGGCCCCUGAGCUCACCUCCAGCUAGAGGACCGCGUACCGAGCACCAGUCCCCAACCAGCCAACCAACCAGCCCACCCCACCCUACCGUGGCUCUCGUCCUGUCUGGCCUCCUCCUCCAUCACUGGAGCCUAGGAGAACUAGACCUAAGACUUACAGGACACCCGAACACAAACAUCCUGAGAAGAGGAGCCCCGCUUGAGAGAGAAGGGCCGCUGUGUGUCCUCAUGUUUAUUAUCUCUCUCUUUUCACUGACUGUUCAUGUUUUUGAAAGACUGAGACGUUAAUGGCGUUUAAUAUUUAAUAUUUCUUUAACAGGAUCAUAUCCUCUCCCCUCGACAGCCCUCCUUUUUAUUUGUCUACUCCCCGCCCUUUCCUCUUUUUUUAUUUGUCUUUGUUCGUCAAUUGUUUAAAAAAAUAUAUAUUUAUUAAUUUUUUUCCCCACUUUGUUGUUCCGGCUGUGCAUGUUGAUUUUAAUUAAUAGUUUUGGCUGGGGAAACGCUUGGCCAACAACAGGGGGCGAUCUGAAGGACUCUCUCACCUCCCUCCUCCUCCAUGUCUCUUUGGACUUUGGAUCUGAUCCGAUGCUUUCCAGACAGAGAGGCAGACGAAAGACUGCAAGCUCUUUUCCUGUGCUGUCCUGGCUGGGAUUGGGCCCCUGCUGCAACACAGGCCUGAGAGACCCUGAGCUCUGACUUUGACUCGAUGCUGCCCCUACCACCCCACCUUCCCCAGUAGGAACCCACAAGACAGCCCCCCCUCUAUUGGCCACAGGCCCCCACCAGCGGCGGCAGGGAAGUGCAUGUUCACCUGCAAGUUCACCUGUUUUUCUUCUUUUGUAUUUGGAACAUUAAUGAAAGUCUUAAGUUCUGUGUGUUGUGGGCGGGUGGGCGUGGUAAUAUGUGGACAAUUAUUGUAGAGAGCAUUGAGAUCUUCUGUAACCUCAUUGGGAAUAAGGAUUAAUGGACUGAAGAGAAGAUCAUCUCUGGUCUCAACAGCCCCCCACCCUUCUCUCCUUCCUCCUGCGCUAUGUGGAGCAUUCAUGUGAAAUCAGCUGUCUACCCUUUCACCUACCUCCAUCUCCCCGUCUCUGCCACAUGAAAGAGAAAAUAAAGAGAGAAAAAAAAAAAACUCCCAUAAAAUCCCAUGCCUGAGCUGGAGCAGAGCAGCGGGCACAGAUGUGCACACACGCCCUCCACUGGACGGGAUGGUGUAAGACACCCAGACUUCCAAUGUGCCCAGUGUGUCAUUGAGAUGGGCUUUAAACAGCAGGUACAGCAAGAAGAGGAAACCUCUCUGCCUGUCCUGGUGGGGAGUUUGAGGUGGGGUCUCCAUCACUCUCUCCAGAGUCCAGUUCUCCGUGCAGUGGAGGGUGGUUGUGCUCCGACCCCUGGCAGGAACAGGGAGCACUUCUGCUUUUGGGUUGGGAAUGUUUACUUGUUUGACUGACGGUUUGACUGAGGAUUGAAUCACUGUGAACAGGAGGUGGGCUUGUACUAACUCAUCUUACUUUAUCUGGUGAGAAGAAUGGGGUGUGUGUGUGUUGUUGUUUUUUUUUUUAUAUAAAUGGUAGCCCCUUUUUUCCCCUCAUUGAAGUUAAUAAUAUGUGUGUGUUUGUGUACACACAUAACCCUGUAGAAUAUUCCACCUGACCAUACCCCUUCAAACGACCCACUUCGUUUCCAUGGUAAGGAAGGAAGAAUAGGUGAAACUCCACCCCCUUUGCCAUCAAUGCCAUAUGUGGAAAAAAAGAGAGGGGGAAGGGAGAAAAGAUAACAGAAUUUAAUGAUCAAAACUACACUGUACACGUUUGCUUUUUUGAUUCCUAAACUUUUCAUGGAUUUAUUCAGAAAUUAUUUAAUGUAUUCACUAAUAAAGAUUUAUAUUGAUCUUGUAUAUACAGUAUAUAGUAGUCAUUAAUAUAUAUUAACUGUUAUAUGAAGAAAUCUUUUAAAAGCUAAAUGGACUGAAGCAGAAAAAAAACAAAACACAAAUACCUGCAGCUCCUUACAGGUUUUCCUCUUUUUUUUUUUUUUUCAUUUAUACUAAAGAACUAAGAAUACCUUUUGUAUUUGUGGAGAUCCUGUUUGGGGCUGUGACACUGAAAUGAACUGCAUUGCUGCUGUACCUUGCCCUCCAAAACCUUUUUUGUAUUUGCGAUUCAUAUCUAGAUUGACAAGAUUGUUUGUUUUUCUUCUUUUUUUCAGAAGCUAUCUGAAUUUCUCAAGGCCAUUUGAACAAAAAAAAUGCAAUGGUUUUCAUGUAUGGACACAUACUUUAGUUUUUCUCUGACUAUGAAGUUAGUCCGUGGGUCCACACUGGGCUCAGUGUGUCCCUCAGUAGAAACGUGUCCUGACACACAGCUCAGGAGCUGGAGGGGAGGCGCAUGUGUGUAACCCCAUAUUCAGCAGCCUCAGUUAGUUGAUCCUGCCCAUAGAUCCUACUAAUUGGAUUCUGAAAGGUGUGUGCGUGCUGUGAGUGAAUGAGUGAGAGAGCACAUGUCUGUGUAGAGUAAGUGAAGCACAGCUCCCUAAGAACAGGACUGAUGCACGCUCUCACUCCGCUCUGAGGUGGUGCAUGCUGGUUAUGCUGUACAUGAACUGAUGGGAUUUAAACCAAUGGCAAAUGUUUUGUAAUGACAUACAUGGAAGCUAAACACAUUGUCAGUAUGUCCUAAAGCAAAGACAAACAAUCAGUAUUAUAAUUUUUUGCUAUGAUUACCUCGGUCAAGGAAAUGCUGUUUUUUUAUGUGUUGAGAUAUUUCUGUGUAUUUCUGGAGCUUUCUAGACUAUUUGAUUUUGUCAAUGCUGUGGAACAUUGUGUCAAUUGCAUUUUUUUUUAAUACAUGGGGGGGGGGGUGGCUGUACGUUUUAUAGCAGGUACUGAGUGUGCGGUCUUGCAGUCUGCAUAUCUGGCAGUGUUUGGGGAGAAAAUGUAUAAAUCUUGCUGUACAUGUUGUCCAAUGCGUGUCGCAUGACUGUGGACAUUUCAAGGACUGUACCUCUGCACCAAGGCAUUUUUUUUACUUAAGAGUCCACAGAGCCGCUGGCAGUCCCAAAGACCCACACUGACCACUCUCACUUGUGAAUUAUGGUACAGUACCAAUGAGGAGGCUUUAUUUUCACCACCACCACCCCCAUGUGCACAAACACCUUCAUAUACCCCAAGAUGUAUUUGUAUCGGCCAGCUUAGCCCCCAUCCCACCCCCCAAAUGUAGUGAAUGGUCACAGAUUUUUAUAUAUAAAUAUGAAUAUUAAGGAGGCAUGGAUGUGCCACUUGCUCCCAGCUUUGGAAGCAGUGGAUUUAUUUUUACUUUUCUUUUUUUUUUUGCUUUGUGAAAGACAACCAAUCACUCUGAAGAAGAUUUUUAACAUAUUCCUUUUUGAAAAAUAUUUGUUAAAACGUUUGAUGGGGACAAAAAAUGUAUGACCAUUGCAUACUAUGUUGCCAAUUUUGCGGUGUGAUAAGAAGUUUGCUCUUGCAUGAAAUGAGACACUGUUCUCCUACCUCAUGUUGUGAUAUUAAAAAUGUUUUAUAAGCCGGUGACGCAUCUCUAACCAUUUAUCAUAAUUGAUAUUUACUAGCAAAAUACAUACUUGUACAUGCUUUUAGCUAAUACCUCAGUUGUAUCUAGUGUUUUUGUUUAUUUUCCUAAUUUCAGAUCUUGUACAUAUAUCUUGUAUGGACAUUGAACUUGGAUUAAAUUCAAGUAAAGUUCUGUAGUGUCAA